AUGGUUAUAGUUAGUGCCAUUAAGCGCUACAUUGUAUUUCCCUGGAAGAAUGUUAAAUACUACAACACUGAGGACCAGGUCUACAUCUACAUCUACUACUACAUCUACACCUACGCCUACAGCUACGCCUACAGCUACAUCUAUGUCUACAUCUACAUCUACAUCAACAUCAACAUCUACAACUACACCUACACCUACAGCUACACCUACGGCUACAUCUACACCUACACUAUAUCUAUAUCUACAACUGCAGCUCCAGCUCCAGCUACAUCUACAACUGCAUCUACAUCUACACUUACAAUUACAGCUCCAGCUACAUCUACAACUAAAUCUACAUCUACACCUACAACUAUAGCUCCAGCUACAUCUACAUCUAAAUCUAUGUCUACACCUACAAUUACAUCUACAUCUACAACUACAUCUACGUCUACAUCUACAUCUACGUCUACAAUUACAUCUACAACUACAUCAACAUCUACAACUACAUCUACGUCUACAACUACUUCUACACCUACAACUACAUCUACGUCUACAGCUACAUCUAUGUCUACAUCUACAACUACACCUACAUCUACAACUACAUCUACAACUACAUCAACAUCUACAACUACACCUACAGCUACAUCUACAACUAGAUCUACGGCUACAACUACAUCCACAAGUACAUCUACAACUACAUGUACGUCUACAUCUAUAUCUACAUCUAUAACUAUGCAUCAGAAAAGAAAGGGAUGACGCUAAUUGCCUGUGGACGGAGAGGUAAAAUAUGGGUUGAUUUUUCUAAAUGAGGAAGUUGUCAUUCAUUUCCAUUGUCUCAAAGACCCUGACAUUCUUACAAAUUCUAUUGUUUCAACUGUUUUGAUGUUCCAUGUAACAAUGUGCAAUAUAUUUUCAGGUGAGAGGGAAAAGACAAACUUACUGCAUACCACUAAAGUAAGUAGGAUCUGGGAAAAGGGGAGAAACAGGUAUUUAAUUAAGUAUUUAGUUCAAAUACUUGUGACUAAAACCUCAAAAGUCUUACACAUGAUGACCCAGUACACACACACACACACACACAAGAGCACACACAACAGAACAAAAAAGUUUCAUGAAACAAUAAUUGCCCUUAAAUCUUUGUUCUUAUUUCUCUUCUCCCGCCCCUUCGUUUUCCUCUUCCUGUUAGUCCUUUAAAA
This is a messenger RNA of Loxodonta africana (African savanna elephant), 1172 nucleotides long. RefSeq lists its product as uncharacterized. The record is from RefSeq and is a predicted model, not a curated record. Lineage: Eukaryota; Metazoa; Chordata; Mammalia; Proboscidea; Elephantidae. The coding region runs from base 1 to 735 and encodes 244 amino acids. The transcript is spliced from 2 exons.